AUGACUGCAACUUCUGAAUUAAUAAAAACAACUUACUUCAAUGAAAUUGGUAAAUUAAAUGAUGAUCUGCAAAGCUUAUCAAAGGAACAGUGUAUACAUUUGAUCGGUAAGCUGUCCAUCGCGGUUGAUGCUCAAAACGAAAUACUCAACAGUAUCAGCGACCAUCCUUCGCUAGAUGUCUACUCGCAUCCUGUUUUCAAAAUGAUGCUUGAACAGAAUGAUAUGUUAGUUAAAACACUGUGUACUCAAAAACAAAGUGCUGGUGUUUCGAUGAGGACCUGUAACGUCUCCGCGUCAUCACAAACGAACCUCUUUAAAUCGCUGACAAAAAAUAAUUGCAGUAGGCCUGUUUCUCCGACGCGAGGUAGCACGCCAAAAUCCAUAACUCGCCUUCCUCUUGUUGAGCCAUCGUCUACCUCAACACCGGCUCGUGUCACUAAUGAACCAGCGAUAAGAACAGCAAGUCAAACGUUAAAACCGAUAUCAGUAACUGUGCUUGGCUCCAGUAUUACUAGAGAUUUGAAGCCCGGUACAGUUAUUAUAAAAAAUAUUCCUGUUCGCUACCACAUUCGAACUGUACAUGGAUGCCGAAUUGAACAAAUGACAAAAUUGCUGCAAAAGAAACAAUUUAAACCAUCGCAACAUUUUGUGGUUUCGGUCGGUUCGGUGAAUCUAAAACAUGAUAGCACUGUCGUAGCAAUUGAGAAGACCAAACAAUUAAUCGCUGCUUUCAAUAAAUCCUAUCCCGAUUCAACACUAGCUCUAACUACGGUUUCGCCAAUAUUUCUUAGCGGUUCUAAAGACUCGUAUCAAACUGUCAAUCGCGACAUUGAAAGCUACAAUGAGCAAUUGAAUUCAUUGGUAGAUACAAAUUCUUGGGUUGAAAUUAUCAAAAUUAAAUAUACCAGAGAAAUGAUCGAUAGCCGUGAUUGUAUACAUCUACACCAAAAAGGUACUGAUCAGCUUAGUCGUUCUAUUGACGACUAUUUUGAUAAUUAUAUUUAA
Didymodactylos carnosus is the source of this 1005-nucleotide messenger RNA. Lineage: Eukaryota; Metazoa; Rotifera; Eurotatoria; Philodinida; Philodinidae. The record is from the annotation of a GenBank genome assembly.